AUGCACAUCAUCAAGCCGUCCUGGGUCUCGCACCCGGACGAGACGCGCCCGACCAAGCCAGACCUCACCAUCUUCUCCCUCGACGUCCAUCCGGACAACUCGCGCCUCGCGACCGGAGGACUCGACUCGAUCGUGCGUAUCUGGUCGACGGUGCCCAUUCUCAAUGAGCAGGCGGAGAAGGACGACGAGCGGUGUCCAAAGUUGCUGUCGACCCUCACGGCUCACACCGGCGUCAUCAUGUCUGUGAGGUGGAACAACGCAGGCGGGUACCUCGCUUCGGGCUCGGACGACCGCGUCGUCAUGAUCUGGGCGCACGACGGCGGCAAGGGAGGCAAGGUCUGGGGGACGGAGACGACCAACGUCGAGAACUGGAAGGCCACGAGGCGGUUGGUCGGCCACAACUCGGACGUCGCUGGCGUGGCAUGGAGCCCGGACGACGCCUACGUCGCUUCUGUUGGUCUCGACAACAUCGUCCUCGUCUGGUCCGGCCAGAACUUUGAACUCGUCCGCAAACUCGACGCCCACGCCGGCUUCGUCAAAGGCCUCGUCUUCGACCCCGUCGGCCAGUUCCUCGCGACUCAGGCGGACGACAACUCGCUCAAGGUGUGGCGGACGGACGACUGGGCGCUUCAGGCGGAUAUCACGGACCCUUUUGUCGAUGCGCCCAAGGCGACCGUUGUAAGGCCGACCUGGUCGCCCGACGGCGCGCACAUCGUCACGCCCAACUCGAUGAACGGACCCGUCUUUUGCGCCGCCGUCAUCCAACGCACGACCUGGCUCUCGCCCGCCUCGCUCAUCGGCCACCCGGACAUCGUCCAAGCAGCGUCCUAUAACCCCCUCAUCUUCCUCCGCGACCCGUCGAAACCGCCCGACAUGUCAAACGUCUGCUCGCUCCUUGCACUCUGCGCGCAGGGGACCGUCUCGCUCUGGUUCACGGAUACCUCCCAGCCGUUCGUCGUCGUCAACGACUUGUUUGACCGCGAGGCACUCGAUUUGAGCUGGAGCAGGGACGGGAAACAGCUUUGGGCGAGCAGCUCGGAUGGACAGGUCGCGGUCCUUACGUUCGAUUAUGGCGAGUUUGCGCCGGUCGCGCCGGAGGGGACGAAGGCGGCGCUGCAUGCGACGUACGGGUAUACGCCGUCACGGGCGAGGUUGGUGGCUGCGCCGGCAGUCGUUGCGAACGGGAUUGGGGCGGCUGGAGGAGCAGCCACGCCUGGAGGACCGGCUGGAGGGACGCUUGCGCAGCCCAACACGCUUGUCGCGCGCAAAGGACCUGGCGCCAAGCGUCCUCGCACCGUGCAGCUCUCGACGCAGCCUCUUCCCGCUCAGCAGCAGCCUGUCGCAUCAACCUCCGCAGCGGCGUUCGCGAGUGCUCCGACGUUGCCUGGAAGUGCGGCGUCGGCGUUCCAGCAGGCAGCGGCUCAACAGCCUGUCCCGCAGCAGAUGUUUGGCGCGCCACCCCCUCCCGCAGCCGCCUCGACCUCUCGCAAGCGCAAGGCGUCGAACGUCCCAGUCGAAGGCGGACCGACCGCUGCUCCUCCUCCCGGCGCAUACCCCCACCCGUACCCGUACCUCGCCGAAGCUCCGCCUCCUCAAAUCCCAGGCUACGGUUCCGCCCCUCGCCUCUCCUCCGCCCCGUACCGCCUCGCAGGCCACACCCUCCGCGGCGACCCCGCUCCACCAGACGAAGAGCUGCGCGAACUCGUACCCGCUUAUGCGCUGUACGAUCGCGAGGUCACCUUCCGCGUGACGAAUCGUCGGCGCGCAGAAGGUGGGAGGAAGAGGUUGGCGGUCCCGCAGGUCGUCACGUUUGGCAAGGUGGCGCUCGAGGACUCGGACGCGAAGGAUACGCUCGAGUAUAGGAACUUUGCCCAGGGCGAUCGCAAAGGCGAAGCUGAAAUCACGGUCGUCACGAGCAAGAAGCCGCUCUGGACCGACUACGUGCCGAAGUAUGUCGUCAACGCGACGGGCAGCCCGGUUUUCUCGGCCGUUUCGCUCGAGGAUGGGUCGAUGGUCGCGUGGAGUCCGACGGGAAGGCGGCUGAUACCGACCCUUGUCCUCGACGCGCCUUGCUCGUUCCUCACGGCCGAAGGAUCGUACCUCAUGGCCAUCACCGCGCUCGGCACGCUCACCGUCUGGAACCUCUCUCCCUCGAUCCCGAAACCCCGCUCGAUCUACCCACCUCUGAACAUCUCGUCCCUCCUCGCCUCUUCCGCGACUCGCAUCCACCCCGAUCCCGCCAUCACGACUUCGGCCCUCCUCCCGAACGGCUCGCCUCUCCUCGCUCUCGACUCGGGCGCGACGUUCUCGUACGACGCCGACCUCGCGGCCUGGACUCGCGUCAGCGAGGCCUGGUGGAGCAAGGCGGAUACGUGGGAAGGACGGAGAGGACGGCAUAGUGCGCCUGGAGGUGCGGCGGGACGCGGAAUUGUCAAGAAAAUCGAGGCCGCCGUCAAUGAGAUUGUCGUCGACGACCAGCAGGUCGAGCAGGACGAGACGACCGAUGAGGAGGAUGCGGACGAGGGCAAGAAGGCGGACGGGGAUGUCGAGAUGAAUGGCGGCUCGGCAGACAAGGGCAAGGGCAAAGCGGUUGAGGGCGAAGACGAAUCGGACGACGACGAGCCGCGACCGCCGAAGCGCACCGUCCCUCAGGGCUCUCCGACGGAACCGCAAGGCGGCGCAGGCGACUUCCGCAUCGCCGUCACGCUCGCCCACCUCGAGACGCGCAUCAAGGCCGCGCAGGCGCUCGAUUCGCCCGCGGAGUACCGCAACUUCCUCCUCGCCUACGCCAAGCGCCUCGCCGACGAGGGCCUGCGGAGCAAGGCGGAGGAGCUCAUCAAAGAGCUGCUCGGGCCGAUCUACCACAAUCCGAACAGAAAGGAGGAGGAGUGGUCGCCCACCGUGCUCGGCUUGCAGAAACGCGAUCUCCUGCGGGAGGUCUUGCGCGAGUUGGCCAAGCAGAGAACGACGACUCCGCUCGCGAACGAGUACCAGGACCUGCUGAAGAAGGUACAGACCGCAUGA
Molecule: messenger RNA, 3024 nt
Organism: Rhodotorula toruloides NP11
Lineage: Eukaryota; Fungi; Basidiomycota; Microbotryomycetes; Sporidiobolales; Sporidiobolaceae
Product: protein HIRA/HIR1
Exons: 10
Coding region: 1-3024 (1007 amino acids)
Biological process (GO): DNA-templated transcription; chromatin remodeling; regulation of DNA-templated transcription
Cellular component (GO): nucleus; HIR complex
Molecular function (GO): protein binding; nucleosome binding
Source: RefSeq, a predicted model, not a curated record